Molecule: messenger RNA, 5489 nt
Organism: Durusdinium trenchii
Lineage: Eukaryota; Dinophyceae; Suessiales; Symbiodiniaceae
Source: the annotation of a GenBank genome assembly
AUGGCAAGACUCUGGAUUUGCAUCCUUCCGACGUAUUUGGCGUUUUCACCACCUGGAAAGACGCCCUUCCAUGUCUGGUUUGAAGAGCCCCAGCCGCGGUAUGCACAGAAGUGGUCCUCCUAUUUGGAGGUUUACGAUAGAUACUUGUCGAAGUUCCGGAACAGCUCGUGUAGCUUGCUGGAACUGGGUGUGCAGAGUGGCGGUUCGCAGCUGAUGUGGCGGGACUAUUUAGGUCCCAAGAGCCACAUUUACGGAAUAGACAUUGAACCAGCAGUGACUGAGAUGUCUCAAGCUCGGAUUACCAACUUCAUCGGCGAUGUAGGGGAUCCUGCCUUUUUGACCUCUGUUUGUGAACGGAUUGGACAUGUUGAUGCCAUCGUCGACGACGCCUCUCACGUGAACUGGCAUCAGAAGUUGGCUUUUGAAGUCCUCUAUCCAUGCUUAGAGCCGAACGGUGGGAUAUAUAUUGUGGAGGACAUCGGCACCUCCUACAAGCCUGGCUACGGGGGUGGCUGGCGUUCUGAGGACUCUUUCGUGGAGUUCGCCAAGGCCAAGAUUGAUGAGCUCCAGGCUUUUUGGUCCUGCAGCGGUUCGGUGGUCAGUGACCGCCGCGGGCGUUGUCAGCAGGGAGCACUGGAAGUGCCGAUUUCAUCAUUCACCCGAUCUAGCUCAGCUAUUCACAUUCACGAUGGCUUGAUCGUGUUCGAGAAGCACUACAAGGAACCUGCGAUCUCCCUAGAGACUGGAUUGAAGAGACUGCCCAAGCGUUUCGAAGGCUACAGCGCCUAUCGACCACAUCUGGCGGAUUGGACGCCACCGGAGGGUUCGUGCAAGGUACCGCAGCCUUUCGAGCUGGACAUCAUCCACGAGUCUUUCCGCAGCCGGGCGAACCAAACCUUCUCCGAACACGUGGAGUCCUUCAUGAACCACGUCUCCGCAAUGGGAGCAGCGGAGUUGAGGCAAAAGUGUGGUGAGAUCAUGUCUGUGCUCCAGGAUGGUUUGCAUUGGUCGGCCUUUGGCAUGGAUUUUACCUUGUUGCAGCUGAAACGGCGAAGUGUCAGCGUGGAAUGGAAUGCUUCAACGGAGACGCCUCUGGCACGAUUCCUCCGGUCCACUGAGAGAGAUGUUCGGGAGGUGCUCGACUGGUACUUUGACAAAAGAGGGACCUUCCAUCCGCUAGUCCUGGUCGAUUUGAUCUACCGGAAUCGUUGGCGCCCAACGCCGCAAGCGUUGCGCUUCGCCCGGGCGCGGGAUGCAUUGCAGUUGCAACGCGAAGGCUUCGUGCGCUUUGAGGACUUUGGCUUGGACCUGGCCUGGCUCCAAACUGAGGCCAGCGCUGCCUUCGCUGCUUCCGCGUCGACGUCGCUGGUGCAGGCAAAGCAGGUGAGACUGCAGAGCCUGGAGCCUUUGCUCAAGGAUUAUGGGAUUCUAGAGCUCACCGCCUUCUAUUUGGGCGCUGAUGUGGAAGUCACUGGCUACAAACUGCUGCGUGUGAGGGAAGGCACCACUCGAGCCGAUUACAUCUCCAGCUUUUGGCACCAUGAUAACUGUGGAAGCCGCCUGAAACUCUUCGUCUUUUUGCAAGAUGUGGGAGAAGAUGGCUACUACACAGAAAUUGCCCGAGGAAGUCAAAGCUUGGCGUAUUACUGGUACGGCCCUGCCCACAUGUCGCGCUUCGAUGAUGCUAGUGUUGAGGCGUCCUUCAGCAUUGAAAAAAUCCUCAGCCGACGUGGAGGUGGCUUCCUGUUUGACACCAAUACGAUCCACAGGGCGAAGGUGGAAGGCCCGGGACAGCUGCGGGACGCUGUGAUUGUGGAGCUGGCGAACGCCCACAAGAUGCAUGCGGGGAUCCCGGCCCAAGGACCUUGCCCGGAACCCAAGACCUACAAGGUCUCCCACGUCUCUUUCCCCUUCCCCAGCGGCCGCGGCUUUCGCCAGCGACGUCCACAGCAGCGCCGUGCUACGGGUGUGGUAGCCUGGAAGGUGAGAAUCGAACCAGGCAUCCCCAAACUACUGGUGAAGAUCAACCCCAUUGAUGCGGAAGCGUUCCAUGCCAAGAAUUUGGGUGAAGUAACUCUUCGCAAAGGCGUCACAAGCCGAAGCCAGGUUGCAGUUCUGCACAUGAGCCGGCAAACAGUGAAGGGAGAGGUGCUGAUGUCUGUGAAGCUGGCUGACCUCUUGGACCUGGAGGAUGGAGAGGGCGUGGAGGUGGCCGCGGCCGUCUCGUCCUUUACCUCCAGCCGAAGAAGUUCGGUGGCGAGCGAGGGCCCUCGAGGCGAGCAGCCCACACACAGGUUGCCUCAGCCUUCGCCCGUGUGGUCGAAUGACUCAAAGUUGGAGAUGGGGCAAUUGAAUUUGAUCCCUCCAUGUAGGGAUGGACAAAGGCCAAAGCCCAGCUUGGAUCCGAACGAGUGGUUUAGGAACCUGGAUAAGGAGGCGGACUUCAGGUCCAGGUUCAACGGCACCCUGCCAGAGUGGGCCAGGACGAGUUCAGGUGGCCACGGCGCGAAGGCCACGGCGACCUCGGGAGGAGCCGUGGAUGGAAGGAGGUCCUCUUGGCAUGAAGGCAGCAGAAUACCUCACGCCAGCGAGUUCCGCGCCACCACGCAUCGUCCCAGUGGCUCUGUACCGUUCAGCCAUGACGCCACCGGCCUUUCCUCCCGGCAUGAGAAAAGCCACGCAGGUAUCUGGGACUUUGACACCAGACCGAGCGAUCAGCCCCGUCCAGAGCGGCCGAAGGCUUCAUCUCAGCGCUACCCUUCGACCGGUGAUGCAGCCAGACCAUCAACGGCUUUCGCAGAGAGCCGGCCAUGGUACGAGACGCUCCCGGAGCAACAAGGGUCACACUUCACUUGGAGUGAGAAGUCCAAGGCAUUUCGCCCUGAAGCCAAGGCGCCCAAGGCGCCGGCACAUGGCGUGCAUAGCACGGUGCCCCUCACCGAGCGCACCUUGCGGACAGGUGGCGCUUCCCACAUCUCUGCGAACUUUGUGAGACAGGAAGCUCCACAUCGUGCGGAGGUGACCGAGGCUCCGGGUGACCGGGAUCGGCUCCGGUCGGGCACUGAUGGUAUGAACCGCACGCACGUGACAGCCUCCAACUUUGCGGAUAGCACGAAGAGCCAGCCCUCCAGGCGACCAGCGCCUCGCGACCAGCCCCAGCAGCCCCGUGGGCGGCCGCCAUGCAUCGCAGCCUUCGAGGAGGUUUGUAAACCUGAGACCACCACAGCUGUGCGUGCUGGUGAAUCAGCCAGUUCUCGUGCAGCCUCGACCCCCUCGUCGCCGCCGGAAUCUCCCUCCGAAGGCGAGUCGGGUGGAAGCUCCGGGUCUAACCUCAGUGGCCCGAACAGCUCGGUGUCGUCCAAAGAGAUGACCAGUGACUUCACCGGGAAAGCGUCCGAGAAGGCACGCAAACUUGCGUUGGUGCCUUGCACCGAGCCUUCGCCUCGACAUAGCGCCGGCGCGUCGGGCUCAUCAAGUGGUUUGAAGAGACGAGAGUCCAUGGGCAGCUUGCUGAGAAAACGAAGGACCAGCAUGCUUGGCCUGCUACAGCAAGAGCUGGCAGAGCCGCUGCAUGGUGCGGCCAAGCGCAGCAAGGUGCCUGAAACAUGGCUGCCACCUGCAGAUGCUUCCACCGGUGUCCUAGAGCGAUCCGAGCUGGGCGUGGAGGCCACUGCAGAGGUCCGACGUUGGCUGCUGGGGCAGACCUCCGGGCUGCAGUGCUCGCAGGUGAUCUUGGAUCGGGCCCUCACAGUCCUCUCCAACUUCAAGUUGGCAAGCGGUUGUGAAUUGGAAGUCCUUGGAGGGCCGCUAGGAGCCUUGGUUGGCGGCUACAGCGAUGCAGAGUGGCUCUACGAUGAGGUCUUCCGGCAACACCCGGUGGAUGCCCUGCGGGACUCCUUCGCCUUCUUGGGCUUCAAGCCACGCCAUGAGGGCGACUGGUCUUCCACUUCGGUGGAGGAGAUCUCAUUGGUGUAUCGACGGAUGUGCUUACGUGGGCAUCCCAGUCGUGGAGGGUCGCCCAAGGACUACCUGAAGCUCCAGGUCGCGAUGGAGCUCAUCAAAGCCUUCUGCGGAGAUGCCGGGCCACUGGAGGUGGAAGAGCCACAGCAUGAAGGCAGGAUGGUCCCCAGCAGCCGUCUGGUGGAGAAGGCCUCUGAAGGGCACUUUGUCCUGAGCGACUUGACCUUGGCGCACGAGCUUGAGCUCAGCAGUAAGGAGGCGGAGGAUGAGGCUAACCACCUCAGCACGGAGCACCUGGAGGAGCUGAACCGGGCAUUGGACGAGUACAUUUUGAGGCAGAUGUGUUUCAAGAGCGAGAUCGUGGAUGAAAUCGCACGCCUUCACGAGGACUCGGCCUAUGCGAUUCUGGGCGUCUCCUCGAGCGCUACAGAUGCUGAGAUCAAGAAGGCCUAUCGACUCAUUGCGAUGCAGUGCCAUCCAGACAAAGGUGGUGAUAAGGAGGAUUUCCAGGAGCUGACAAAUGCCUACGAAAAGAUCAUGGAGCAACGCCGUGGCAACGACGAGAAGAGCUUCAAGGACCGACGCUCCACUGACAGCGAUACCGAGGACACACCGCCUCCCAAGAAAGAGCAUGAAGGGAAGAAGGCAGACAGCACUGGCGAGGAAGAGAAAGAGAAAAAGAAAGAGCAGGAGUUCGAGGGAGACGGCAAGGGAGGCAAUCCACAGGACAAUGCAACCCUUCUGGAAAAGGCCAGCAAGGCCGCCGAAGAAGCCUCCCGCUACGCCAAGACGGCCGCCGAGUUUGCGCAUCAGGCUGCUGAAGCUGCGGAGGCUGCACGGAAGGACCAGGAGCGUGAAAGCCGUGAGGCCCUCACGAAGUCAGUGGCCCACUCUGCGAUCGUGUACACGCUCACCGUAGUCAAGGCCGUGCGCGCCGUGGGCUAUGCGACCUUGGACGUGGCCGCACAGUGCCGGGCAGCUGCCAAGCGGAAUCCAGAGGCCGUCUCGUGUGCGGAGCACGCCGUGAGCGCGAUGAGCCUGGGCUUGGAGGCCCUGAACUCGGCGCUCUCCUGCGCAGAGGUCACCGAGAUCACGGCGGCCGAACUUCAGGCGCCCAAGGGCUCUCGAGAGCGCUUCGCAGGCGCAGCAGUCCGGGCCUCACUGGCGGCCGCGGGAGCCUCCAAUGUGGCGAUGUCGGCGGCCAUCAGUGCGGUGGAAGGUAGCCGGCAGUGUGCAAAGGCGUUAGAAUCCAUCGGCAAGCCACAGGCAGAAUCGGAGGCCACCGAUGCUGGUGAAGCCCGGCCGGACUCCGAGGCGAGCAGCGACUCGGAGCGCGAGGCGAAGCCACGGGCGCCGCUGGCCAACGCAGCGGUCAGGCGUUUGGUUGCCCAGAGGAAUAACAAUCACAAGGUGCUGCAGCGCUUGAAUGCGGAGAUUCUGGGACAUCAGCGGAAUGUGCGGGAGUUCUUGUGUCAAAACCGACAGCUGAUCCCAGAAGUGCCCGCAGAGUCCAAGCUCAAGAUCUUCCG